Linum trigynum is the source of this 3022-nucleotide messenger RNA. NCBI's taxonomy places the organism in Eukaryota, Viridiplantae, Streptophyta, Magnoliopsida, Malpighiales, Linaceae. The record is from the annotation of a GenBank genome assembly.
GUUGAAGAUACAAUUUUAAUUUGUACUAUAAAAAAGUAGUACAAAAAUAUAUAGGUAUAAACGAAUUUGUUCUACAACGCCAAAUGAAUAAAUUCAGUUUGUAUAAAAAGGAAAUUAACGAAAUGAGUAGCAUAGCUAGAAAGCUCAGUAGACAAGUGGUAUAGCUAAAUGCUACUAUAUAUAGUGACGGUGAUUGUUAUGGAAAGUUGACCCUCAAAAGAAAGUGAGAGAGAGGAAGGAAAUUAAAUCAAAAGGAAAGACACAAGCAAUCGGAGCAAGUAAAGUCGCCGGAGAAAUGGAUGAACUUGCUGCACUUUCCCUCGCCGUCUUCAUACUAAUAGCGACCAGCUGCGUCACUAUUCUCAUAGCCCUGACCCGAAAGCCCAAAACCAUCGCGCCGCCGCCUGAUGGAGCUGGCCGUCGAACACGGGCCUCUUAUGCAACUCCAGCUAGGAGAAACCUCCACCGUCGUCGUCUCCUCGCCGGAACUAGCCAGGGAGUUUCUCCAAACCCACGAUCUCAACUUCGCCACCAAACCCUUCCUACCUUCCGCCGCCACCCUUCUCUACAACGGCCGAGACAUCGCGUUUGGGCCUUACGGAGACUACUGGAGGCAGAUGCGGAAGAUCUGCGUCGUAGAGCUGCUGAGCCCAAAACGCGUCAGGUCGUUCGGCCCAAUUAGGGCCCAAGAGGUGAACGAGCUUGUGAGGUCUAUAUCCAUGGUAGCUGCGGGAGGAGGGCAUGAGGAGGCUAUAAACUUGAGUAAGUCGCUCUUCUCCAUAACCUAUAGGAUAACUUGCCGCACGGCCUUUGGGGAGAAGGCCCAAAACCAAGAGGAAGCCUUUUUGCCGGUUCUUCAGGAGAUUAUGAAGGCACUUGGUGGGCUCAGCCUGUGGGACUUGUUCCCUUCCAGUAACUUGGUGCGUCUAGUGAGCGGGACGGAGAGGAAACUGAAGAAGCUCCAUUUGGAAGCUGAUGUCAUCCUCGAACAAGUGAUCGGCGACCACGUGGCAAGACGAAGAACAGAGAGAGUUGAUGGUGGUGGUGUCGAUGAUCAUGAUAAGGAUCUUGUUGAUGUGCUUUUGAACCUUAGCAGCAAGAAUCAUGGCCUUGGAUUCUCCAUCACCCACUUAGAGAUUAAAGCAGUCAUACUGGACAUGAUUCUGGGAGGGAGCGACACAUCGGCGGUAACGGUGGAAUGGACAAUGUCCGAAUUGAUGAAGCAUCCAAGAGUGAUGGAAAAAGUACAAAAGGAGGUGAAAGAGAUGUUUGAUGGGAAAAGAAUGGUAGACGAAGCGGACCUUGAUGAGCUGCACUAUCUCGAUAUGGUUAUCAAGGAAAGUCUAAGGCUACACCUAACAACAAAGUUGAGUUGGGGGAAAUGAAACCCUAGAAGUCUUAGGUGUUUCUCAUUCAUACUUGGGUUUAAAUAGGCAAAAGCUUUGCACUACAAGACAACAUGUGCAAGCUAGCAUUUGGAGACUACAAAGAUAAAACAUUAACUCAAACUAAAGUCUAAACACACAUUGACAUUAAACUAAACUUGAUGAUGAUGAUUUCCUCUAAACCUUGUCGAUCCACUUUGACAUUCAUGGUCGCCGGUUUGAGUUUUGACGAUAACUUGAAAUAUCUCCUGAUACCCCCCCGCAAGCGGGUGAGCACAGAAUGUGCACACCAAGCUUGGAGAGAAUACAGUCUGAACUUGAGAAUGUUGCUGCACUGUUGGCUAGCUAACUUCUCUUCAAUCUUCAAAUGGUGAAGCUGCUGCAUCUUGCUAGCUAACUUCCCAAACAUCUUCUGAAAAGCUGCUGCAUCUGUGGCUAGCUAGCUAUGAAAACUUCUUCUUCUUCAACUGGUGAUACCACUGCAUCUUUGGCUAGUUGGCAUCCCAUCUUGAUCUUCUUCUUCUUCUUCUUCUCUUCACCUUCUCUUCUUCUUCUUCAACUCCUCAACCCCCAACUCAGCUUUGUAGCUUGAGUUUCUCCAAUUGAACUCGGAUAAGCCGCUGCAUUUGUAGCUAGCUAGCUUUCCGGUAUUCUUCUUCAACUCCUCAACCCCCAACUCAGCUUUGUAGCUUGAGUUUCUCCAAAUAAACUCGGAUAAGCCGCUGCAUCUUUGGCUAGCUAACUUUCCAUUCUUCUUCUUCAACUACUCAACCCCCAACUUCAGCCUUUGUAGCUUCAGUUUCUCCAAACAAAGAUGGGAUAUGCUGCUGCCUUUUCUUUUGCUAGCUAGCACUCCGAUGAUCUUCAAAUGAAAUUGCCGCUGCAUCAUGGCUAGCUGGCUGAACUUCACAUCUUCAGCUUUUUUUGUUGCUUGAGAUGGAUCUUCAAAGUGGUCCGGAUAUGCUGCUGACUUUGCUAGCUAGCACUCCAUCCGAAAUUUUGUUUUUGUUUUUUUGAAAUCAAUAGGGGAGUGCUCUGUUGGCUACUUCCCUCUGCUUCGACUUGAUGAUGUGAUGAUAUGCUGCUGCUGAUUUUGAGCUAGCUAGCAUUCCAAAGAGAAUAAUUUUGACUUCAAACUCAACAGGGGAGCCUUUUAGGCGUCUUCCCUCUGCUGCAAAUGUGGCUGCUGCCACUCUCUUCCUCUUGCUGAAACAGAACCAAGGACUUUGGCUUGUGACUGCUUCUGCUGAAACACUGCUUCUUCUCUUUUGAUUGCUGUUUUUUUUUAAUAUGCUGCCCCUGAACUUGCAGCACCUUUUUUCUUCUUUUUCUGCUUACUGUGAAUCAGUAAGAGAUUUGAGACUUGGUCUCCUGAAGAUUUCCUCCAACCAAUCCAAUAUUGACAAUCUGAUCAUUCUUCUCCUUCUCAAUCACAGUCUUCCCAUCAUAAAAGAACUCACUCACAAUUUUCAGAACGUCCAUUUCAUUCAUGGACAAAAUGACAUUGACACUAAUCUGAAAUUUGUCAUGAUUCUCAAAGAUUUUCUCGGCAGCCUUCAAUUGCUCAUUCAAUCCAUCAAUUACAACCUUGGGUUCAAGAUUGUUACCUUCCUUCCGAAGAAAUUCUCGAUCCUUAA